AUGGCGGAGGAUAUUGCAGCAUUCACCAUCGACCAAUGCAGGGCCCACCAGAAGGUACUGCGCUUUAAGAUAACCGGAUGCUGCACCCGUAUGCGGAAAGUUAUAACCAACAAGCUUUCACGCCGUGAAGCCACGCGUCUCUUGGAUGAGGCUCGCACUCUCCUUGGUGAUUCCGGCCCGAUUAAUGACCGAGAUGUUGACGCAGUGGCGGACGAGGUGGCUGCUUAUAUCUCUAGCCGAGAGGGGGAUUCAGCUUCCGUCCCUGGAUGGGAUCCUACAGAUCCGGAAGUAAUCGCAGCCCGACAACGAGCCCAAGACGCCACGAAGGUUUACGAGGAGGCCGCCAAAGCAGCCGAAGAAGCAUUGAAGGAGAUGGAGGCAGCAAAGCAGUCCGUUCAGGACCUAGGGGAGGAGAAGGACUUAAAUGGAGAUCGAGAGGACGAUUUUAAGUCGAUUAUCUCCGUACCCCCGUACAAACCGGUAGCACGAGUUCAUGCUCCGGAUGAAUGGAUCACCAACUAUUGCAGUGGAAGAGAGAAGCCCUUCGUUUAUUCCGGUGAUCAUCGCCAUACAUCGGUUCGAGUUGAUUUGGAGGUUUACUCUGGGCGCGCUCUGGAUUGCUUUGAGUGGAUCGACCUCUUUCACUCACUCGUACACCAGACCGGCAAGGCACCUGGAGAGAAGCUGGCGAUUUUGAAGAGGAACGUACGGGGAGAGACGGCCGAUUUAGUUUACGGAUUAGGUGGAGGUGAGCUGGCCUACAAGGAGUCUCUCCGACGUUUGAAGGAGACAUGUGGCAGCCGUGCAGUUAUCCGUGCAGCACAUCUUCAAGCCUUGGAUCGAGUCGAGCCUACAACGCCCGCUACAUUCCGUAGAUUUGCCGAAAAGGUGAGGACUCACCUCUUUAAUCUCACCUGGAUCGGGGAGACCGGCCAUGCUGAUUUGAUCGAGCGGCUCACGCAGAAGCUCCAGCCCCAGGAUCGGUUGCACUGGAAUGACGGCCAGCGUGGAGGAUUGGAGCGUCGCACCAUGAACGAGUUUGGCCACUGGAUAUGUACGCGAGCGGCUGCCUACCAGAAUGCAUACUCCAUUGCCGCCGAACAGCACCAGAGAACACGGCCACCCCAGACGGGAAACAACUCGCAUCAUCAGAAGAGGCAUUCACGGGCCCACCAGGCCUCCACCAAUCACCGAGCUGGACCGGCUCGAGGGGCUCCUGCCCCUACGCCUCGUGAAGGAACGACACCAGUAUCCAAGCCUCCAUAUUGUUUAAAAUGUGAGGGUGAGCAUCGGUUGGCUGAUUGCCAAUUCUUCAAGAAUAUGCCCGUGGCCGGACGAAUGACCUUCAUCAUGGUGCGUGGCCUGUGUUACUGUUGCUUCGGCGUACGACAUGGAGCUGGCAACUUUAGUUUCAAGAAAGAAUGCGGCAAGGACGGAUGCAAGACGUUCCACCACCCUCUGAUCCACACUGACCGGGGACUUCCGGAGAGAACGGGCACCUCACAUUCGGCCAGAGCAACGUCCGGUACCAUCGCCUUUGGUGUGAUCCGCCUCGACGCCAUGAAUGCUGACGGGGAGCUGGUGCCCAUCAAUGUCAUGUUGGACGCCGGGAGCAACACAACUUUCAUCCGUGAGGGAUUGGUUCGUUCGCUACGGAUUUCAGGCGAGCGACAGACACUUCGGAUCCAGGGAGUAGCUGAUGCGGCUUCAACGCAUCCGAAUUCAGAAGAAUUGUUUCUUCAGCUGAAAACGGCCUUCGGUGACAUGGUGACUCUGAAGGGCUCGACCUUAAAGACCGUGACACAGCCAGUUCCCGUGUACAAUUGGGAGCAGCUUCGCCACCGUUGGACCCACCUUAACGACUUGCCGCCGCUACGCAGCUCCGGCGGAAGAAUUGACGUCCUGAUUGGUUUAAACCGUACAACUCUCAUCACACCGACAGAUUAUCGACUUGGAGCCGACGACGAGCCAGCAGCUAUCAAGACCAGGCUAGGAUGGACAAUCCUUGGUGUGCUGGGAUCAGGAUCGACGACAAAGGCCCUCUGCCACCGUGCCUUUGCCUCAUCAGACGUACACAUCACAGCGGAGCUGGUGGAACAACUACGACGGUUCUACGACACCGAAUCAUUCGGUACCGAGUACCAGGGUGCCGGAAUGUCCACCGAAGAUCGACGGGCAGUCGCGAGGCUGGACGCUGAGACCAAGAAGCUGGAUGUGGGUUACCAGGCCCCAAUUCUCUGGAAGGAUGAAGAGCCUCCAUUGCUGCCCGACAACCGGAGUGUAGCUGAUUCCCGUAUUCGUCCGCUUUUGAACAAAUUUGCAAGAGAUCCAGCCUAUGAGAAACACUAUCGAGAGUCGAUGGCCAAGAACUUUGCUGAAGGUUAUGCAAGGCGGCUGUCUACCACAGAGGUCGAGGAGCGGCCAACUCGAUAUUGGCUACCCCAUUUUGCAGUACCCAAGGUUGCCGGCCAUCCUGAGCUGCGGUUGGUGUUCGACGCAGCUGCCAAGUACCGUGGGAGGAGCCUUAAUGAUUACGUCACACCUGGUCCAGCACUUCAAAAUCCGCUGCCAGCGGUAAUUCUACACUUCCGGGAAGGAGAGGUGUCGUGGUCGGCAGACAUAGGAGCCAUGUUCAGCCGGAUCCGACUAGACGACGUGGAUCGACGCUACCUUCGAUUCCUCUGGCCGGAAGAAGACGGAACAUUGACAACGUGUGAGAUGACACGGGUGACCUUUGGUGUCUCAUGUUCGCCCUAUACGGCUAUCCGAACGACCUGGAGAGCAGCAGACGACGCCGCCGUAGACCAGGGUGAGGCAGCAGCCGCCAUCCGGAGGUACCUCUACGUGGACGAUUACCUGGAUUCCAGCAAGACCACUGACGAGGCGUUGCGCCGGGCGACAGCAGUCAACAAGGCUCUGAGCAGUGGUGACUUCCACCUUAACCAUUGGGUGACCAACGAUGCACGCCUGCUGGAGCAGCUUUCGAUUCCGGACCCAAAGGAGAGCGGCGUCAACACGGUCAACCUUGGCGCUGACGACGCCGAGAUGGUCCUUGGCGUCACCUGGAGGCCCGCCACUGAUGUUUUAGGGUUUCGUGUCCGGUUGGCAGAGAUCAACUAUACCCGUGCCGGCCUUCUUUCGAAAGUUUCCGGAUUGUUUGAUCCCCUCGGCGCCGCAGCCCCAAUCACCGUUAAGGCCAAGAAACGUCUUCGCCACCUUGGCGUGAAAGGCCUGAAAUGGGAGGAUUCGGUGACUGGACCGGACCGUGAAUGGUGGGAGAGCUAUUUUGACACAAUGCAGCAGCUAAAGACGGUGGAAUUUGCCCGCUGCCUCUUUCCGGAUGAAGACCGAAUCGUCCGGACCGAACUGGCCACGUUCGUGGACGCCUCUGAGGAGGCCUGCGCCGCCGUAUGUUUUAUCCGUAAUGUUUACCGUGACCACCGAGUGAUCGUGCGCUUCAUCAAGGCCGUGACAAAGUUGGCGCCGCUGAAAACAGUGUCCCAGUCGGUGCGCAACUGGGUUCGAGCGUUAUCUGGUGACUACCAGGUCUACGUGAGCAAUCGUAUCGGUGAAAUCCAGACCCAAUCGGACCCUUCAGAGUGGCGUUUCGUCCCGGGAGUCCUAAACCCAGCGGAUGCGGCGACCCGCUCUCAACUGGAUGACCGGGCAAUCCCAGCGUGUUGGUUGGACGGACCACCCUUCUUGUAUCAAGAGGAGACGGCCUGGCCGCAAGACCUCCCCUGGACCUUGGAGAAGGCGGAAAUGCGUGGGGCCCGCGCCCAUGUGAGUGAUGUCGUGUCGGAGAAAAUAGUGCCAUUCGACUGGAAGACGGUGAAGAUAGCUGCCAGCGACGUGCCUACUCUCAUCAGAUUAGAGAAUGACUAUCUCGAUCUCGUCCGACGGUGCCAGAGGGAGACCUAUCCCGAGGAGAUAAGCAGACUGGAGCGUGGAAAAGUGAUUCGCCCUACAUCAUCCUUGCAGCCCUUGACCCCCUUUCUGGAUGCUGACAAGGUGUUGCGGCUUGGAGGCCGUCUCAGCAGAGCGAAUUUACCGUACGAGGUUCUCCACCCGCCGAUUCUGAAUGACCGACAUCUGUUAGCGCGAGCAAUCAUCCGCGCCUUUCAUGAGCAGCUUCAUCAUUCCGGAACCGACAUGGUGCUUGCCCAGGUGCGACAACAUUUCUGGAUCACAGCAGGAAGAGAGGCGGUCAAGAGAGCUCGCAACGAGUGUCUGGCGUGUCGGCGUUUCCGACCAAAAGCAGCGCUACAGAUGAUGGCGGACGUUCACAGGGCCCGGCUAGGUGCUCAUCAGCCUCCGUUCACCUACACCUCCGUCGACUAUUUCCGCCCCAUUGACAUCGCCUACCACAGAGGGACGGCCAAGCGAUGGGGCGUCCUGUUUACGUGUUUAGUGACGCGUGCCGUGUACGUCGACGUGGCGAUCUCUCUAUCAGCCAACGAUUUCUUGCUGGUUUUGCGCCGCUUCGUUUCUAUCUACCGCAAGCCAGCUGAGAUGUUCUCCGACAACGGAACUAAUUUGACCGGGGCGGAGCGACUAUUACGUGAAGAGCUAGAGAGACUAAAGGAGAGUUCGGCGUUGGAGACGGAGCUCAAAGCUCUCGGGAUUCAAUGGUGGUUCCAGCCAGCCCAGACACCCCACUUUGGUGGAGCUCACGAAUCACUGGUGCGUUCGGUCAAGCGAGCGCUCUGCCCCGUGCUGGACAAGGAGUUGAACGGUCAGCGUAAUCCGAGCGAGGAGAUUCUUCGGACGCUCCUGUUUGAGGUGUCAGGACUGCUCAAUUCCCGCCCACUGACUUAUGUCAGCUCAGAUGCGGACGACAUUCGGCCCUUGACGCCGAACGAUUUUUUGAAUCACGCGCCAGUUGCGGAUCUACCGGCGGGUGAUUUCUCUCGUGCCUUACCACGGGACCACUACCGGUACGUUCAACGGAUGGCGUACCGCUUCUGGGAGCUGUGGCAUGGAGCAUUCCUGCAGUCCAUGACCUCGCGACGCAAAUGGACAAGACCAGCCCGGAACUUAGCGGUUGGCGAUUUCGUGCUCGACGAUUGGAAGGAUGCACCGCGAGGACGCUGGCGGACCGGAAGAGUUGUGAGAACGUAUCCGGGAAAAGAUGAACUAGUUCGAGCGGUAGACGUCGAGUUUUCUACAGGGAUAUUGCGCCGUGGAGCUAAUCAACUCGCCUUAUUGGAACCAAGCUCACUCGCUCCGGAAGCCGGAUCCAGUUCGGGGGAGAAUGGUUCGGCGGAUGCUGUUUAG
Daphnia pulicaria is the source of this 5277-nucleotide messenger RNA. RefSeq lists its product as uncharacterized. The coding region runs from base 1 to 5277 and encodes 1758 amino acids. Gene Ontology annotation, biological process: DNA integration. The transcript is spliced from 4 exons. Gene Ontology annotation, molecular function: nucleic acid binding. The record is from RefSeq and is a predicted model, not a curated record. NCBI's taxonomy places the organism in Eukaryota, Metazoa, Arthropoda, Branchiopoda, Diplostraca, Daphniidae.